This is a messenger RNA of Schizosaccharomyces octosporus yFS286, 2891 nucleotides long. RefSeq names its product Rad32 nuclease. The transcript has 6 exons. Lineage: Eukaryota; Fungi; Ascomycota; Schizosaccharomycetes; Schizosaccharomycetales; Schizosaccharomycetaceae. Gene Ontology annotation, biological process: meiotic DNA double-strand break formation; mitotic intra-S DNA damage checkpoint signaling; telomere maintenance. The record is from RefSeq and is a predicted model, not a curated record. Gene Ontology annotation, cellular component: Mre11 complex; nucleus. Gene Ontology annotation, molecular function: manganese ion binding; DNA endonuclease activity; 3'-5'-DNA exonuclease activity. Bases 499 to 2463 code for a protein of 654 amino acids.
UAUCAAUUAAUUAUCCCUUCAAAUCGAUUUUUUUUUUUUGUGUUUACUUUUUCGAAGUCUGUACCUAACAGUCGCAACCCAUCCAAACGGAGUAUAGAAAAAAAGGCUUACAAAAAUAAAUCAUUAAGAAGUUGGCUAUUUCAUUUUUCUAUUGUCCACAAGACACGAGAAUUCCCAAACGGAAAUCGUAGCUGUCAAACCAUUUCCUGGCCCUAUUUAUUUAGUUCGCAAUAGGCUUGUCACUUUACAUUCUUCAACAACGAAAAUCAAGCAUUGACUUAUUUACAUUACAAAGAAAAAUUAUAAUAAUUCACUUUGCUUGAAAGUAUUGUUUUUUAGGAAUAGAGACCGCAAGCAAGUCAGUUUGUUAAGAAUGUUUAUUAACGAUGCUUAAUUGUAUAAUACGGUAUUCAUCCAAAACUCGGAUUCUACGCGUCAAUAAAUUCAGUUCAAUUGAUACAGCUAGACAGAUGUAACUCUGUGCCCAUUUCAAUUGCAAUGACAAAUGAGAGACAAAACACACCUUUUGAGAACUCUCAAGCUGAUACAAUCCGUAUAUUAAUCGCCUCAGAUAAUCAUGUAGGAUAUGCUGAAAAGGAUCCGGUACGAGGGAAUGAUUCAUUCGUAUCAUUUGAUGAGAUCCUUAAAAUUGCUCGUGAAAAGGAGGUUGAUAUGGUGCUUUUGGGAGGAGACAUAUUUCAUGACAACAAGCCUUCAAGGAAGGCUUUUUACCAGGCCUUGCGAUCUCUGAGGCUAAAUUGUUUAGGAGACAAACCAUGUGAGCUUGAGUUGUUGAGCGAUACUUCUGUGACAACUGGUGAUACCACCAUAUGCAAUGUAAACUACGAGGAUCCCAAUAUAAAUGUUGCGAUACCAGUGUUUUCAAUCCAUGGGAAUCACGACGAUCCUUCUGGAGAUGGAAGAUAUAGUGCACUAGACAUAUUGCACGUCACUGGACUCGUCAAUUACUUUGGACGUGUCCCGGAAAACGACAAUAUUUCUAUCAGUCCAAUUCUUUUACAAAAGGGAUCUACAAAACUUGCUUUGUACGGAUUAUCUAACGUUCGAGAUCAACGCUUGUAUCAUUCUUUCUGUGAAAAUAAAGUAAAAUUCUUACGGCCUGACUUGUAUCGUGACGAAUGGUUCAACUUGCUAGUGGUCCAUCAAAAUCACGCAGCACAUACUGAAACAAGUUACUUGCCUGAAAGUUUUAUUCAAGACUUUUACGAUUUCGUCUUGUGGGGACACGAGCAUGAAUGCAUUAUUGACGGAACCUAUAAUCCAACACAAAAAUUUACGGUCGUUCAACCUGGGUCUUCGGUGGCGACAUCUCUGAGCCCAGGUGAAACUGUACCCAAACAUUGCGGCAUUUUGCAUGUUACCGGAAGAGAUUUCUUCAUGGAGAAGAUUCGUCUUCGCACAGUCCGCCCUUUUGUCAUGAGAGACAUCGUAUUAUCGGAAGUUCAAAGCAUUCCUCCUAUGGUUGACAAUAAGCGAGAAGUACUCACAUAUCUCAUUAGUCAAGUGGAAGAGGCUAUAGAGGAAGCAAACCAACAGUGGUUGGAAGCUCAAGGAGGUCAAGAUAAUGUUCAAGAUAAGAAACCUCCUUUACCUUUAAUUCGACUAAGGGUUGAUUAUACUGGUGGUUAUCAAACUGAAAAUCCCCAAAGAUUUUCAAACCGGUUUGUUGGAAGAGUUGCCAAUGCCACGGACGUGGUUCUAUUCCACCUUAAAAGAAAAUAUACGAGAACCAAGAAGAACAACGAGGUCGUGGACAAUGUUGGUGAAGAUAUUAAAAUCAAUGCCUUGAGAGUCGAGUCUUUGGUCAACGAAUAUUUGAAAAAGAAUCAGCUAGAGUGUUUACCUGGAAAUGUUCUUGGUGAAGCUGUGAUCAAUUUCGUGGAAAAGGAUGACAAAGAUGCCAUCAAAGAGUGCGUAGAAGAUCAUUUGAGUAAGCAAAUCAAUUUGCUGGUAAAAAAGCGUGUUACCGAAGAGAAUUUAGAAGAAGAAAUAAAAACCCUGGUGAACAAUAUUCCUCAGCUCUCAACUACAAAACGAAAAGAAUACGAUUCAAUGCCUACGCCCGCAUCAACUAGUUUUCGGGUAACAUCACCAGACUCAGACUUUGAUGAUGACAGGCCACUUCUUUCCGCGAACCGCCUAGAUGAAAAUGAAGAGAAGGACGAUUUUCAAUCACUCACACAGGCCGAACCGCCUAAACAAUCAUCGAAGACGACGAAAACACGCGCUCUCCCCGGUAGUAUGUACCAAAAACCGGCAAACACAAAGAAGCCAUCAUUGAAAAGCAGCGGUCCGAAGAAAACAAGUGGACGCACUCAAGGAAAACGCACUGACAAGCCCGCAGAGAAAAGCACGCAACUGAUGUUACAGGAUUCGUUUAGCUCUUCACAGAAGCCGGCUAGUCAAUACUUGGAUGAUGAUGAUGAAAUUCUGGAUGAUUAAGAAAGUAGACCGUCUCAUUAGAUGCACGCGAGAAGUCGAAUUUACAGUUUACGAGAUGAAGUAAUGAAUGAACGACGCAUAUGGAUUACAUGGAUCUAUAUAUUGUUACGACUAAAUUUAGCAAACCUAUCUUUCAUCUUUAUUGUGUAUAUUCUCUACCUCAUAUUGGGGAACGUGCCGAAGAAUGAAUCCAUGGUUCAAAAGUGUUCAACAAGAGCGAAUUGACCGUGUGACUGCUUUACUCAAUAGGGUCAAAAGGACACGGGAUUUCAUCUUAUAAAGUCCAUAAUUUUCAGCAGUUGAAAAGGAAAAUAUUUUGCUAAAGGAUAUUUAUAGAAUAGAAAGAGGUUAAAACAAGCUUGCGUACGAAAAAUCAAUAAUUAUUUAGAGGAUUUCCAACGGUUUAUUUAACUCUUGUUGUUUCUUUU